Molecule: messenger RNA, 3530 nt
Organism: Hyla sarda
Lineage: Eukaryota; Metazoa; Chordata; Amphibia; Anura; Hylidae
Gene: FBXL17
Product: F-box and leucine rich repeat protein 17
Exons: 10
Coding region: 400-2949 (849 amino acids)
Biological process (GO): SCF-dependent proteasomal ubiquitin-dependent protein catabolic process
Cellular component (GO): SCF ubiquitin ligase complex
Molecular function (GO): protein binding
Source: RefSeq, a predicted model, not a curated record
UCGUCCACUAUAGCUGAAAUAGAAGAUGUAAUGCCAGUCUACUACCAGUGAGGCCGCUGUGUUUGUAUGACACGGUCCUUCUAAUCAAAGAUACAUGCUGUAGUUCUCGAAAAUAGCCGUAUCCGCCAUGUUUAAAGAGGGCAAAUCUAAGUGACAGAUCGCACACGCACCAAUAACAAAUAUGGCCACAGACAGAACGUAACAUUGACUGAACGUAACAUUGCGGACAGACGUAACGUUACGUCCCCCUUCCAGCCAAUAGCAACAUUACUAUCCCAAGUGACGUCCAGUGUUGUGAUGACGUCAGAACGGCGGUAACGGGGAAAGCAUUGAAGUGUGUGUCAGUGAGUGUGUGAGCCGGGUCGCUCCGGAGUCUUCUCCUCGGCCUGCUCGUCAUUUAUGGGCAGCCUCUUCUGUAAGCAGCGCCGCGGCCCCACACCAGCUCGAGCCCAGCGGAGGAAGAAGAAGCUGCAGCAUUCGCGCCGGGACUGCCUGCUCCGUGCCCCCUGCAUGCUGUGCUUCUUAGUGCGGGAGCCUGCAGUCAGCGAGCCGGUGCCCCCUGCCCCACGUGCCCAGGACUGUGCCCACCUAUUGCUGCUCAACAACUGGCCGGAGCGGACCUGUACUGUCCUGCGCCCGGGGCUCACCCGCACCGCCGCCUCCCUGGAGACAGACAUGGUGUGUAAGCGGAAGAACAGCGGGGACAGCCAGCAGCCCGGCACCCCCUGCAAGCAGCCCCGGUGUGCCCCUGAGGGACAGCAGUCACCUCCAGGAGGGCAGGGGCACCGCAGCACCCAGGAACACACCCCUCCAUGUGCUGGAGAUCAGGGGCACCACAGCACCCAGGAACACACCCCUCCAUGUGCUGGAGAUCAGGGGCACCACAGCACCCAGGAACACCACCCUCCAUGUGCAGGAGAUCAGGGGCACCACAGCACCCAGAAACACACCCCUCCAUGUGCAGGAGAUCAGGGGCACCACAGCACCCAGAAACACACCCCUCCAUGUGCUGGAGAUCAGGGGCACCACAGCACCCAGGAACACACCCCUCCAUGUGCUGGAGAUCAGGGGCACCACAGCACCCAGGAAUACACCCCUCCAUGUGCUGGAGAUCAGGGGCACCACAGCACCCAGAAACACACCCCUCCAUGUGCAGGAGAUCAGGGGCACCACAGCACCCAGAAACACACCCCUCCAUGUGCAGGAGAUCAGGGGCACCACAGCACCCAGGAACACACCCCUCCAUGUGCUGGAGAUCAGGGGCACCACAGCACCCAGGAACACACCCCUCCAUGUGCUGGAGAUCAGGGGCACCACAGCACCCAGGAAUACACCCCUCCAUGUGCUGGAGAUCAGGGGCACCACAGCACCCAGGAACACACCCCUCCAUGUGCUGGAGAUCAGGGGCACCACAGCACCCAGGAAUACACACCUCCAUGUGCAGGAGCUCAGGGGCACCACAUGUCCCAAGAGAAUACCCCUCCAUGUACAGGUGAUAAAGGGCACCACAUCCCUUCAUAUGCUGGAGCACCCCUUAAUCCUGCACUGUUUUGUGCAGAGGAGCCGGCACAACAGACAGCACUGGAAUACACUGAGAAGGAUGGAAUGCCCCCACUAGAGGAGCAUUGUGGGGUAGAGCCCAACAGCCUGACCCACUCUACUUCUCCUCGCCUUGGCACCUCUUCCCAGUCGCUGCAGACUGUCAGGGAUGCUGAUCCUGACACUCCCAGGAUGGAGGACGAGCCCCUGAAUAUUAACCAGCUGCCUCCAUCCUUGUUGCUGAAGAUUUUUUCUCACCUAUCAUUCAAUGAGCGUUGCCUUUGUGUAUCUCUGGUCUGUAAAUAUUGGCAGGACCUCUGCUUAGACUUUCAGUUCUGGAAACAGCUGGACCUCAGCAGUCAUUGCCAGAUAAAAGAUGACAUAUUAGAAAGAAUAGCUUCCAGGUUUUGGAACAUACUAGAACUCAACAUUUCUGACUGUCUAAAUUUGACUGAUGUUGGGAUUGGGAUGGUGGCAGCCAAAUGGUCGGGCCUGUUGAAAUACACUGCCUACCGGUGUAAGCAGCUGUCUGACUCUUCGCUCAUCUCUCUAGCCACGCAUUGUACAUCUCUACAAAAAGUUCACGUUGGAAACCAGGACCGGCUCACUGAUGAAGCAAUCAAACAGUUGGGUUCCAGGUGCAAGGAUUUGAGAGAUAUUCAUUUUGGGCAGUGUUACAAGAUCUCUGAUGAUGGAAUGAUCAUUAUAGCCAAUGGUUGUCCCAAGCUUAAGAAAAUAUACAUGCAAGAAAACAAAUUAGUAAAAAGAAGUCUAAAACAUCAGUACACCUUUCACUCUUUUAUCCUCAUCAAGGUGUCUGACAAGUCUGUGGAAGCAUUUGCAGAACACUGUCCAGAGCUGGAAUAUGUUGGCUUCAUGGGCUGCUCUGUUACAUCUAGGGGAGUUAUUCGCCUUACCAAUCUUAAAAAUCUUUCCAGCCUUGACUUAAGGCACAUCAAUGAGCUGGAUAAUGAGACUGUGAUGGAGAUUGUGAAGAAGUGCCAGAACCUCACAUCCCUGAAUCUCUGCCUAAAUAGGAAUAUUGAUGACAGAUGUGUAGAAGUUAUUGCAAAGGAAGGCCGAAGCCUGAAAGAGCUCUACUUAGUAACGUGCAAGAUCACAGAUCACGCUUUGAUAGCCAUCGGUCGAUACAGCACUACUAUAGAAACCGUGGAUGUGGGAUGGUGUAAAGAGAUUACAGACCAAGGAGCUACAUUGAUUGCACAGAGCAGCAAAUCUAUCAGAUAUCUGGGCCUGAUGAGAUGUGAUCAGGUUAAUGAAGCUACCGUGGAGCAGCUGGUCCAACAGUAUCCCCACAUCACAUUCAGUACUGUACUUCAGGACUGUAAGAGAACAUUGGAACGGGCUUAUCAGAUGGGAUGGACACCAAAUGCAUCCUCCAUGUCAUAAUUCAGUGGAAAACAAAUAGUUUAUUACGCAGUUGUCAUGGAAAGUGCUGAUGAUGGAUAUUUUGUACCCAGAAAAGUCUAUAAAGCGUUUUAUUUCCAGUCUCCACCGUAACUGAACCAUGGCACUGCUUCUGGGUGGCUUGUAAACAAUGUUUUUGGAGUCUUUCCAUUUUGUGAGAAGUAUAUUUGACAAGGUGUUUGGCUCCUGAGAAAUUGGCUCUGAUUGGUUGCUGUUAGUAUGGAUUGAUAUAAUUUGUGUGAAAAGUAACAUGUUGAGAUAUUGUGUUAUAAGAGCAUGCCAUUUCUAGUACUAUCAAAUUCUCACUUUUCCAUAUUAGUUCUAGAGAAGUGAACAUUAUGUAUUAUGAACUAGAUCUGGCUGAUAGUUUUCUCUCUCUUAUGUUUUGUUUUCUAUGAAGCAUCUGUAAUGACUUUAUUGGAGAUUUUGAGCUCUAAAAUCUGCUGCUGAAUAGCCUUUUAUACUUAAGCCUUUAUUUUAUAAAACUUAGACUUUGCAAUUAGUUUGACAUUUCCUUCAUUUAGAGUUACUAUCCAUCUCUCUUUUCCCAUUGUUUCCCCUUA